AUGACUACCGCAAGUGGAGGCUCGCUGGUAUUUCUUUAUGGUAAGCAGGGCGCCUGAUGGAAAGCUGCUUUUUAUACCGACAUUUAUAUCAAUCCACCGUUUGUAUUUUUCAACCAAGUAACAUGAGGUAUAAUUUUUUGGCAUAUCUGUGUUGUUUUUAGGACUUGAUCAUUUCGUCAAGACCAGUUUCUCCGUGGCAAUCGAGAGUUUGCUGUUCAGAAUCAAAGACGUUAUUUUUGAUGGCCUACAUUCGGAAUACACAAACUGGACUUAUCACGCCACGGCACUUACUCAUUAUAAAGCUUUGCACUUCGAAGGGAAGGGUUAGUUCCAUCUGCAUGUUUUACAUUGGAAUUUGCUAAGGGAGCCGUCGUUAUUUAUGGCGGGGGGUGGCGCCGAAGAUAAAUGUUUUUCUUGAUACAAAUUGUUCUGAUUCAACCAUUACAAAGUCAAAAAAUAUUUUUACCUAACCUCACAUGUCAAUUAAGAAAUAAUUAACCACCCCUGGCCAAAAACCUUCCCAAACGAUACCGUCCAGUUGUCACACGUUUACCAUUUCUGUGACAUGAGUUUGACAACUGUUUGUGCAAUUUUUUGUAGUCUAAAGUUUCAUGUUGUCUGCACAAGUACUUUCUUUGGAGACACCAUUUGCCUCCUGACAAAUCGGAAAAUGAUCAAGAUAGUGACUCUGAUUGAUUUACAUAUUGUAUUGACAUACGACUGUUGGCAUUGCUUUUCAGUCUUCAAUAUUUGAGUGAGUCAUGCUUUGGAAAUGACAAUAAAUUUUUAUCACCCAACCCUUGAGUUGUUUUGUUUUUCAUUUACCCAACCUUUCACUCACACAAAAUUUUGUUUACCCAAUCCUUUUCUCUUCGGUGCUAACCCUUCCAUAAUUAUCGAAAUACAUAUAAUGCAAAGAAUGAACAUUAUUUUCUCACUCCGAUAACUGCAGGUUGACCAGCAUCUGCUGUACGACAGUGCUUAGUGAAAAUGACUGACAUUAGUUUUCUCUAUUCCAGCUAUUCCUAUGUUUGUAAUUUGGCUGGUGUUGACAGCGCUGGGGAUUGGGGUGCAGUAUAAGUGGACCAGUAAAGAGAAUUCUGAGGAGACGCCCGAGUGUUCCUCAUUGUUAAAUUGUUGUCGCUCAUCAUCCUUCUCGAAAUCUGAUUAUGCAUGA
Paramuricea clavata is the source of this 1177-nucleotide messenger RNA. Lineage: Eukaryota; Metazoa; Cnidaria; Anthozoa; Malacalcyonacea; Plexauridae. The record is from the annotation of a GenBank genome assembly.